Molecule: messenger RNA, 3075 nt
Organism: Prorocentrum cordatum
Lineage: Eukaryota; Dinophyceae; Prorocentrales; Prorocentraceae
Source: the annotation of a GenBank genome assembly
AUGGCGAGAUUGUCUGUGAAAGAUGGGACGCUCCAAGAAGGAGUCGACAUGAACGAUAUGGACGAACAAUUUCGGAAAGACGUCGCUUUCGCUGCUGUCUGCGGGAAGCGGUACAAGGAUUCCAACGAUUGGUUGAAGGACGGCGCCACGAAGAUCACCCUGGUCAUGCUGGCUUUGAUGCUGGAACCGCUGCGCUACCUGACUGGAUUUUGGAUGAAAGCGGCAUCGGACCUUGAGGGCCCCUGCAGACCUCCACGGUUGAUGGACGUGGUAUACCCACCAUUUGAUCCUACCCUGCACGCUCUGCAAUAUUUGGGUUCUAUGUUGAGUGGUAACGUCAGUCGGCUGAUCUUGGUUUGGCGGACCGCUGGGUGUGAGACCUUCCAGAUGUGGUGCCGACAGUGUAAGGGGCAAGUGCGGCGUCUGCGGCGCUGCUGUCUAUUGACGGCUUGCUGGCUGUAUCGGAGACACCUGCUGAAGUAUGACCGAUACCCGUGGCUUUUGGCGACCCUGGCAGAUACACGCAGGCCCGAGGCUGAACGUGAAGCAGUCGCCUCGAGGUUUCUGAAUACGCAGUCUUGCUGCCUGCGCGAGGGAAUGGCGCGCAAGUUGAAGGCGCACUUGGAGCAGGGCAGCGCGACGGCCCGAGACAUGUUGCAGGGUACCUGGAUGCACAUUUGGUUUUACUUCGCAGUCCUGGUCACCAUGCAGGUGGCCGACAUCGAGUGGCGACACGGCCGCAAUCGUUCCCGAUCCAACAAGCACGGCCAGACCAGCGUGAGCCAGUUCACCGCGAAGUAUAUCGGCUGCGAGGCCAAAAACUUACACGCCGCGCAGGUCGCGCGCAUCAGGUUAACUCACGACCGCUCCAAGAAGGCGCUGGCAGACGACCCGCUCGAGCCACCUGGCUCGCCUGGCGGGCGCGACGUGGGCGAAGGGGGCGAGAACAACACUUUGUUGCGGACGCCCUCUGCGUUUAUGUUGUGGAGGAAGGAGGCGAUCCGCCGCGAUCGCCAAUUAGGAUCACAAGUGAACCCUGCCUCCGAGCUUGAUUGGGCAGCCCGCCGCAACGAGUGGGCCUCUUUGACCGCGGAGGAGAAGCGGACCUACGAGGAGGAGUCCGAGAAGUUGUCUCCCAUCGCUAAGCGGAACCGUGAUUUGAGAAGAGAGCAGGCUCGCGCUAUUCAGCGGGCUCGAGUUGCGGAGAUUGGGAAUUUCAUCCACGGCGUCGGCGCGGGCGCCGGGCAGGCGGCGCGGGGCGACCCAGGUGCGCGGCUUGCACUUGAUGAUGGCGUCGUUGGGGGCGGCCGCGUAGCAGUGGCCAGCGCAGACAGGCGUUGCUCGUGCAUGCUUGCGCCCAGCACGGGCGGCGCAGAGGGGGGGGUCCACGGGGCGUCGCCUUGGGCCCACCAGCCUCGGUACCAUUCGCUGAACAUAUCCAGCGGCUUCUCCGUGGAAGGCGAAUGCCUUCGGGCUGGGAGCGUGCUGCAGGCAGCUGUUACCGCAGAGAGCCGAUUGCAGGAGGAGACGGCGUCUGCCCCCCUGUCGGGGGACAAUUUGGAGUUUUUGCGAAGCCAGCGACGUGAACAUGGGAGUGCGCGGCAGGCUGCGCAGACCUCCACGAAGAAAGCGAACACUUUCGUCAAUCCCGAGGCCCCGCCGUUCCCAAACGAAGUGACUUAUCCUGAGUGCUGCCCAUAUGGGCUCUGUACGAAGCAGCUGUCACCCCAGGAGACGAGGUUCUUCAAUGAUUUUCGGGCCUGUCUGGAUGCCAUCGCCCGCUCAUUCGGAAAGCCUGCGCCCGCUUGCCUCGCACAAGCCGACGUGGUCCUCGGCAUGUUCGUGCAUCAGGACCGGGCGAAAGAAGCCGACGAUGUCUUGUACGUGUCCUUCCCCGCCGCGUCUUUCCAGGCUGGCCGCGUUGCACCGUCGCAAACGUUCGUGGUUUGGAGCACAGGGUCGGCUUCCACCGGGCAGGACGAUUGCGUGGGUAUCCAUCUGAAGAUUGCGUACAAUCAGUUCCAGCGACCUGGUAAGAAGGUCCGCGCUCCUUUGGAUCAGCAGGUGCAGGGUUCCCCCAAGAUGCUGACAGAGCAUGCGCUCUACGCUCGGUUGCGAUGCCUGCUCCCUGAUGGCGAUGAUCUUUUGGAUGGGCCAGUAUUUGAUGCGCUCAUGAUUCGGAAAGCGAAAUACGAUGACAUCACCAUUGAGGAGAUUGUCAUCCAGGGAUGGGACGAGGAGUUUGGCACGAAGGCUGUGCUGGCGAACCAUGUUGUCCCGAAGGGGAAGAGGCGCAAGACCGAUGGCGUCGACUUCAUGGACCUGCUGGCGCCGCCCCGUGCUCGGCGGAGCGAUCAACCAGGCUGUGGAUCUGCCGCGAGUUCGUCUACCCAUGCGCCCGUUGCCGCCGCCCCCGUUGAUCCACCGGGCAGCGUGGAUGCCCACGAGAAUUUGGAACAUGUGAUUGGCUUGGCGAAUGGAGCUGCCGACGAAGCUGCUGCUGAGGUCGCUGACGUUCAUGCCGACGACCACGAGCUGCAGGGCAUCAUGCAUCCAGACAUCGCUGAUAUUUUCGGUGUCUUGGAGGCGGCAGAAGGGUGCGCCGAUGACGAAGAAGACGCUCACACUGAAUCCGAUGCACUGCCAUCUGCUGAUGAGCAGGAGGUAGGAACAGAUGAGCCUGCUCCUUCAGGGCCCCCUGGCCCAGGGCCAUCUGAGCCAUCUGUGGCGCCGCCGCCAGCACCUGCCGCACCUGCCCCGCCAAAUGAGAGACAAGAGCUCCUAUCACGGGUGGGUUUAGCAGAGCCGUCAAGAAACCGAUUUUCAUUUUCAGACGACGGUUCAGUCUCGGGCGUGGUGUACACAAUUGGUGGCAAGGGCGUUAAAGCAACUUGCCAGCACCACCAUAAGAAGGCUUGUAACAUGUACCUCACCAUUAGGGAGGGGGAGCCCGUCGAGGAAAUCGAGCUCCGCUGCAUAGAGUGGCUCGGCAAUGCAAGAGGCCUGCCGUUAGAGCGCCACAUGGACAGAGCGCGCGAGGUGAAGAUCUCGCGGGGCAUGCGCCCUCGGACUUAG